This is a messenger RNA of Nanorana parkeri, 2018 nucleotides long. RefSeq names its product Rho GTPase activating protein 40 (gene ARHGAP40). The record is from RefSeq and is a predicted model, not a curated record. Gene Ontology annotation, biological process: regulation of small GTPase mediated signal transduction; regulation of actin filament polymerization; signal transduction. NCBI's taxonomy places the organism in Eukaryota, Metazoa, Chordata, Amphibia, Anura, Dicroglossidae. Bases 30 to 1892 code for a protein of 620 amino acids. The transcript is spliced from 14 exons. Gene Ontology annotation, molecular function: GTPase activator activity. Gene Ontology annotation, cellular component: cytoplasm.
GGUUCGCAAGAAGGAACGGAAGGACUUGAAUGCUUUGUGACAUCCCUGUGUCACCAUACAGAUACGUGUGCAGUCUGCGGUCUUGCCCUUGCAAAAUGAAUCCACCUCAAGCCAACGCAAGCUCCAGGAAAAACUCUGAGCCUCUUUCCAUGAAUGAUUUUUGGCUAGAGGUGGAGAACAUCAAGCAGAUGCAAGGAUCUGAUGGAGAGGAGAGCAGCUCUUCCGAACCCAGCACCCCAGAAGAGGGAGAGGCAGAAGCUGACUGGCUGCAGGACACCGGUCUCUCUCCUCUCAUCGGUGGCCCCAGUCCCACAGAAGGCAACGUGCUAAUUUUAUCGACUCUCACCCGAACGCAGACUGCGGCUGUACAGCGACGUGUGGACAGUUACAGUCGCUCUCUUCGGAAACGUUGCAAGCAGCCAGCACGAGAUGUCCGGGAAGUGUUCUCUGCGGUAAGCACUACCAACUCUUGCUGGGGCAGCACCAAUCUGGGAAAUAUUUUGAGGGGACUUCAUCAAAACUGUAGCAGUCAAAAACUGGAGCCGAUUGCAUCUAAUGUUUUUGAUACAGAAGUGGCAUAUUCAGAACAAGCAGCAGACGGACAAAAUGAGGAUUGCAAAACACAAUGUAAACCAGAAAAACUACCUCGUUUUCAUAUUCAAAAGGGACGACUUGGCAUGACAAGGGUUUCAGACCUGUCUUCACCUGACAUGAAGCAGGUGCCCACGCUGGCACUUAUAGAGCUGACCGCUCUAUGUGAUGUCCUAGAAAUAGACCUGAAAAGGAACAAAGCCAUCAAGCGUAAAGCUUCUGAAAGCAAACUCUUUGGGGUACCGCUUACCAGUUUGCUGGAACAUGAUCGCAGAGUGAUUUCCAAUACGCAGGUCCCACUUAUCCUUCAGGCGAUUCUCACGUGUUUGGAAAAGAAGGGAAUAGAUGUUCAGGGUAUUUUAAGGAUAUCUGGCUCACAGGCUCGGAUUAAGUCCUUACAGCAGCGCCUGGAGAGGAAUUUCUACGCCGGCCUCUUUUCUUGGGAUGAAGUUAAUCCACAUGAUGUCGCAGGGCUCCUGAAGCUGUUCCUCCGAGAGCUCCCUGCCCCCCUUCUCACUGCAGAGUAUCUGCCGGCGUUCACUGCUGUACAGAAAAUUUCAAACCUCAAACAAAGGCUCCAAGCGCUCAACCUGCUUAUACUGAUCCUUCCAGAGGCAAACCGUUGCACCUUAAAGGCCUUGCUGGAGUUUCUCAGCAAAGUGGCAACUCUGGAGAAGAGCAAUCUCAUGUCCUUGUGGAACAUUGCCACCAUAAUGGCACCUAAUCUCUUCUUGUAUCGAGGGAGCAAUUGCAAAGGGCCAGAAGGUGGUGAGAAGCAAUUAGCAGAGGGAGUGGCUGGUUUGGUCAUGGCUAUGGUGCAUUAUCAGGAUCUUCUAUGGACGGUCCCAACCUUCUUGCUGUCCCAGGUCCGUAAACUGAAUGAAAACAGCAGUAAGAGGUUCAAUGAUAGCCGGCUGCUCAACUUCCUUCGAAAAAUCCACACCGACAAGGAAAAGCAUGAGAAAAGUCAGACAGAGCCAUGUAAGCAAGUGAAGAUUCAAGCUUCAGUAUUUGUAAAAGACUCACUGGCCGUUCAGCUGGAUGAAGGCACGCGUGCCGCGGAUGUCUUGAAGAAGUUUCAGGAGCACUUUGCCCAGCGUAGCUGGCAGAUGAUCCGAACUGUCAGCUUGAUUAAAUGUAAUGGUUCCUUUGAGUUUCCAAAUGUGGAGCUGUAUGAAGUAGGAGGGAACAUCUGUGAACACUGCUUGGAUCACGACACCUACAUGCUGGACUUAUACAAUGCUAACCCCAAUGGGGAAUGGGUGAUCAAACCCAGCCCUCCUUCUACGCCUAUUCUAUAGGACAGGACUACUGAACGGCGUUGUAUGUACAGAAUACUGGAUACGUUCCAGCUCAGCAUGUCCAGGAACAAGCCUGGAGUGCAAUGUAAAGGGAUUCAGCCAAGAUAUUUGAACACGGACUGGACA